Arabis nemorensis is the source of this 276-nucleotide messenger RNA. The record is from the annotation of a GenBank genome assembly. Lineage: Eukaryota; Viridiplantae; Streptophyta; Magnoliopsida; Brassicales; Brassicaceae.
AUGGAUUCUCUAAAACAAUUCAUUGUCAUCUUCAUAAUGACUAUGUUGGUAAGUGCAACGAUGUCUCGUGCCAGAAGGACGACAGUGGUGAUGUAUAAUGAUCUUGGAGGUGGUUUAUCGCUACGAUACCAUUGUAAAUCAAAAGAUGAUGAUCUUGGAGACCGGAGUAUGGCUCCGGGUGGAUCAUGGUCAUUCGGGUUUACACCCAAUCUCUUUGGCACAUGGAUGCACAAAAUGCGAGUGGAAGAUACGCAAAAGUGGACCUUGCAAACUUAA